UUACGUAACGUCCCACCGCCUCGUCUGGAGAGCGGUUGACAGCAGUCCGGAGGAGGCCGGAGUGGGUAAACAACACAAACAUAUGGAGAAAAAGCAGCUUAAAGAACCUGAAUGUACUCUACGAUGUGUGAUAUUACUCUAACGCGGGUUGGAGGCCGUUGAAUCGGACACUUUAGAGCAACGACCAGGAGUGCACCUGUCCUAGCUUAGCCUAGCUAACGUGUGCUAGCUAGCUAGCUGGCCGGCCAUGUCGUCCUCCCCCUCCUCUUCCUCCUCCUCCUCCUCCUCCUCCAGGCGCCAGUGGUGCUACCUGUGCGACCUGCCGAAGAUGCCGUGGACUGUGGUGUGGGACUUCAGCGAGGUGGUCUGUCGUGGCUGUGUGAACUACGAGGGAGCCAAUCAGAUCGAGUUCCUGAUCUCCAACGCCAGGCAGCUCAAACGAACCCACGGGAUGCAGGACGGCACCGUGAGGUCACCUGGUCCUUCUCCCAAUAAAGACGUCCCCAGGUUCGAAAGAGGGAGAGGGGAAAGCACCGUGUCGGCCAUCCGAGUGCCACCCAAUGGGCUGCAGCCUCAGGAGGUGAACCGUCAGAGUCCCAGUGGCAGCAGAAGACCCAUGCUGGGAGCUGCCAUCCCUCCCAGUUUGGUGACUCAAAGCAUUGCAGGGAUUCCUCAUGGGCUACUUGCGAGCAUGCCUGCGGGUUUGACUGCCAGGACAGCCCCCAUGAGCAGCUCCAUGAUCUUCCCUGCUCCAGUGCUGGCCGAGAUGAGCCGCAGACAGCAGCUGGGGAUGGGGAUAGGGAUGAUGGGGAUGGGGAUCGCCCCUUUCAUCACUCCGGAGCUGGAACGAGAGCUCAGCUCGUCCCAGAACCAGGCCAAGAUCCAGUCCCAGAUCCACACAGCUGUGGCUGGCAGCAGCAACAGCAAGAGUGCAGGUCUGCCUUCUUCGUCCUCGAGCCUGGCUGGAGGUGUGAGCCAGACCAGUCCCAAGCCCGCCUCGUCUCCGGCCAGGCAGCCGCGGCCCCUUGCAUCCAGGUCCGGAGGGGAGCCACUGGGAUCCAGCAUCUCGGCAGAGGCGGCCACCACAGCUGCGGCGUUGCCCCACAGUGGUGCCUCUGAGCUGGGAUCAGCAUCUGCCAGCAACGCCCAUUCAACUGGCAACACUCUGUCCUGCACCUUGUGCCACGAGAGGCUGGAAGACACACACUUUGUUCAGUGUCCAUCAGUGCCAGGGCAUAGGUUCUGCUUCCCCUGCACCAGAGUGUACAUUCAGGGCCGGCGGGGCGAUGGGGAGGUGUACUGCCCCAGCGGAGAGCGCUGUCCGUUGGACAUCUCUCCUAACAGUCCCCCCUGGGCCUUCAUGCAGGGAGAGGUCUCCACCAUUCUUGGCACCGCUGGAGCAGGAGCCGCAUCAGCUGCCGCACCCGGAGCAGGGAACGGGAACGGGCCCGGAGCUGGUGCUGGUGCUGGUGCUGGUGCUGCGUCGGCGGCCGGGAGCGGAGCCGCCAGUGGGGACGUCACCGUCAAGAAAGAGAGAGAGACGUGAUGAUGGUUUACAUGGAAACCAAACCAGGAACCAAUACAGUACCAGAGUCGUAUCGCGAACCAAAAGGAGACGUCUGCAAAGGAGCUCAGCGAGACCCAGAAGAGAAGCGACACGGUGACCCACAGUUCAGAAAACUUCCUUUGCAAAGGUCUCGACUCCAACAACUCACACCGUCAAAUAAUGUUAACAUUUAUCAGACCUAAAAAAGCCUUUUAUGAUGCACUGUGUGAGUCAGAUAAUCAGGGCCAAUCAACAGCUGAGUGGCUACUUUUUGUAGCCAACUUUUUGAGUCGGGUAGGAUCCUGCUCACAUUAGCACUGCCAGCUAGCUACUGUUAGCAGCUGGAAAUAAUCAGACUCAAGCUAAAGUCUCACUUUUCUACAAAGAAAAACGUACCCCACCAUUGCAAUCAUAUGAAAGAUGCCGUCAUCACAUAUAAAAAAAUAUUCUCACCCCAACUUGAAUAUGCACCUUAAUCAACAAACCGUGCCAACAGUACUACUGAAAUGUCUCUUUUUCUCUAAAGGCCACCAGUGUAUUAAUAUAUCGUUGUCACUGGUUUUAUUUGCUAAAGGUAGCUAGCAUUGCUGCUUGUUAGCAGACCUCAUUUAGUCGUGUUCAUUGUUCCAAAUGACCCUUCUCAAACUCACAGAAAGUAGCCACGGUUCAGUGUUUAUUGUAGCAGUAAACUCAACAUUGUUAAAGCACAAAAGCUUGUUUGGACACAAAUGUCAAAAUACUUCAGACGGUGGCAGUGGUUGUUUCAUUUCUUCCUUGUUGAUGAACAAACUGUUGCAUGCAGAAGGAGGUCAGAAAUCAGACUGUUAUCAGACUAAAUGCAGGCUGUUCUGAAUCACAACAAGUUGCAGUGCCAUUUCUUGGUCUAAAUGAAAUAUUUAAGCCUUUGCUAAUGCAAUUUACAUUCAAAACUGACAGUUAUCAUGACAAAGUGUACCUUAAAUUUGAAAUGCAAAUGUAUUUUUUAAUUGUUUCAUGACUGAAUCUGUCUUUCGGUGCACAAUCGAAAAAAAUCUCCUUUUUAAAACUAAACAUGCAAACCAACAUGAAAUAUGGACAUAAUGCCAGUCAUGACAUUUCUAUGUGUGUCCCUGCAUUUGUUUUUUAAUCAGCUUUAAAUAAAGCUGACUCAGAUUGUGUAGAAACGACCUUCUAAGCAUUGACCAGAUUGUGUUUAAGUGUAUUUAAAUGUUGCUUUCAUACGAGAUCCAGCCCAGCCUACGCUUUACCCCGAAUGUAUAUGAAAAUAAAUCUAUUGAUAGGCCUAGGACUAUAUUUUAUACUAGAAUGUUAAAUGGUAUAUACUGUAUAGAUCUAUGAUAGUAUGUGCAAUCCCUAGACAUAUCAUAUGCAACUGUUUUGAAUAUGUGAUUUCAAACGUUUGUGUAUCAUUUUAUAAACCUUUAGUUUUUGUAAAGUGAGAAUCCACCUAAAAUCAGAAUGUUGUUUAUUAAUUACUGUCUCCCAAAAGUAGACACAAGACACCUUUAUGGAAUGGAAAGUAUAUGUAAAAGUAUAUUUUCUGUUCUGAAAUCAUCAGCGUUGCAGAUGGUGAAAUGAAUCUCAUAGAUUCUAAACAAAACAACCUCACAGUCUGUUGAAUUUGCUUUCCAUUCAUAUCCAUCGUUCCAUUCAUGUCAGUGGAACAAAUGUGGAUGAACAUAAACUCUGUUCUUCUGAUCAGAUUUGUUUUGUCGCUUACAAAAGAGAUUGCAAGGAUUUAAUGUUCCUAAAUUGAACAAUCCAACAUUACAACCAAUUAGUUUUUUUGGAGGAUUCUCUCUUUAUGUGCAGCAGGUAGGGCUGGGCGAUAAUUCAACAUCUUGAUUCAUCAUCUUUCAAAGGAAUCAUAUCGUGAUACGCCAUCACUCCAUCUUAAUUCAUAAUAACAAGCACAAACUAUCUCAAACUGCCAAGAAAAUCUGAUUAUUUUUGCACUAAAGUUUUUCUUUAAAUGAGAAAAAUACUCCGUAUUCAAGUAUUUAAUUCACACAGGAGUAUCCAAAUCUAUGUGCUUAGUUCAUAUUGUUUAUUUAUUGAACCAUCAGAAAACAUGCUACAUCGUGAUAUAUAUGUAUAUGUAUAUAUAAGACUGAUAGAUUUUGAUCGUGCCGCCCAGCCCUAGCAGCAUGUACUCGUGAGUACAGAAGCACAGACAAACCAAAGGUAACUCUAAGCCCAAAUUGAUGUUCCUGGAUGCAAAUGUUUUAUGGGAAAAAUACAUAUAUAUAUAUAUAAUCUGGUUUUAACUGACUUUCUCCAUCAAGCCGUUGCAGUUUACAGGCCCAUGUGGUCUGCUGUACUGGGGGGAUUUUAUAUAAUUUAUAUAGUAGAAGUCUAUAGUAUGCAGCAAAUACUUACAUAGGCCUUCUAUAUUGAGAAAAUAUCCCACAGACCAGGUCUGUUGUAGAGAAAUGUCUUUGAAGAAGUGGAAUUUGGGUUUAAAAUGCACUGACACAUCAUUCAUCCCCCUCGUUAAGUGCCUUUUUAAAACGUCCGUCUGUGUGUCUGGUAACCUCAGGUCCAAGUAGGAGCGCAAUGGCUUUUUUAUUUUUUUUAUUAUUGCCCAGUCAAUGAUUCACCUGACUCCGUUCCCCCUCAGUCGCCAGCAGACGGCUCGUGCUUUCAUCUGAAGCCUUUGUAAAGUCGGCCAGCCCGCUCAUUGUCCUCCUCGCGUCGCCUCUUCUUUUCAUCCAAGUGUUACCUUUUAGAUCCGUCGGGUUUUUAUUGCCGUGUUAUGCACAAAAUAGAAACCAGGAAUAAAUGGGUUGUAAGCA
Molecule: messenger RNA, 4341 nt
Organism: Anoplopoma fimbria (sablefish)
Lineage: Eukaryota; Metazoa; Chordata; Actinopteri; Perciformes; Anoplopomatidae
Gene: irf2bp1
Product: interferon regulatory factor 2 binding protein 1
Exons: 3
Coding region: 248-1546 (432 amino acids)
Biological process (GO): regulation of transcription by RNA polymerase II
Cellular component (GO): nucleus
Molecular function (GO): transcription corepressor activity
Source: RefSeq, a predicted model, not a curated record